Messenger RNA from Funneliformis caledonium, 469 nucleotides. Lineage: Eukaryota; Fungi; Glomeromycota; Glomeromycetes; Glomerales; Glomeraceae. The record is from the annotation of a GenBank genome assembly.
CAUGAAUAAAUUUCCAAAACCAUUGGAACAAUUUGAUCGAACUACAAAAAAAAUGAUAUUCGAGUGGUACAAAACCGGUAGAAAAAAUAGUAGAAUUUCGGAUGACGAAGAGGACGAUCUUUACAUAGACCCCAUUUUAAUCGUAAUCGUUUGGAAUGAUCAAGCCCUCACAGCCCGAAACAUUCAAAAGAACGCCAUAAUUACUUUGGUGAAAGGAUUUAAUGGUCUCGAACCUAUCAAGACAGACAUUCAUACCAACGUUGGACUUAUUAAUGUCCCUCCGUCUGAUUCUAUUUUCACCAUCAAGGAUACUCAAACGGGAAAUAAGCAACAGAUCGCUGAAGAUCUAAUUAGAUUCCUCAGAAGGACGUACAAUCCAGCAAACCUCGCUUCAUUGGGGAGGGUAUACCAAAUUGACGCUACCAGAAAGGGAUGUUUCGAAGUCAAAGAAUACCGAGAUGUAUUCUAA